CAACACGCUCACCCCUAGAAAAAAGUCUACAAACGAUGUGUGUACAACUAAAAUGUGCACAAAAAAUGUGUACAUUCUUCGUCAAUCUUCUCCCUGAUUUCCUUUGUAAGCACAUACUCAGUAUUUGUUCAAGGAAAUCAAAAGUAGAGUACAUAAUAGAAAACCUUUGGCGUCCGUCCUCUCCAAGCUACAACCUUCUUGUCAAUUUGUUUGGAAAUUGAAAGCAUCUGUUGAAAUAGAAGGAAACCCUUCUCUGUCGUCAUCUUCUUCAUCUACAUCCACGGGCGUCGAUUGGGAAAUGGAGGCUCCAACGGGCGGGGUGCAAUCGAUCGGUUCUGUUUGAUUUGGACCGGUUCUUGACUGAUUCCGCCGGAUUUUGACCAGUUCUACCGGUUUUUACCCUUUCCGCAUCGAUAACUUGCCCGGGUCAGCGGUUUCCGAGUCAACCCGGCAGGCCCGGUCUGAUUUCCUAAUCUUAAACUAUCUCAAAAAUAUCCGAGUCCAGAUUUCAGAUAAGAUAGUUUCCAUUUUCUAAGCGACCAAAUUGGUCGUAGGAACUAGGAAGGCAGACAGUUCAAAGAUGUUAUCCGGCGAUUCUUGCAUAUUUGGUUCCUAGAAAAAUUCCCAGAAUUUUACGUUACCAGAUGGCCGUUGUGAUACCGUCGUCAAGAAUAUUGUCACCCCCCCUUGACCGGCGCCCGGUGGGGGUGUUUUCUGAUUCAAACAGCAGAACUGUGCAGAAGGUGGAAAUUUCUCAAUCUAAUGCGUCGUGUAGAAAGGAAAAAACCAGGAUUAGGGUUUUACCGAGAGUCAAGGAUUUGGAGGAGGCUGUGAAAGGCUCGAGUUUGGGGGAUAACAUGAGGUUGUUCGAGCAGUUCUCAGCUCAGCCGGCGAAGCCCAGUGCGAUUUCGUCUUCAACUAAGAUUAGCAAAGAGGAGGAGCAGAAGCGGGAUUACUAUCUCAACACAGGCUAUGCUAUCCGGACUCUCAGAGAGGAGUAUCCAACACUGUUCCAGAAGGAUCUUACAUAUGAUAUCUACAGGGAUGAUAUUACAUACAAAGAUCCAUUGAACACCUUUGUCGGCAUUGAGAAUUAUAAAUCAAUCUUUUGGGCGUUACGAUUCCAUGGUAGAAUAUUUUUCAGGGAAUUGUGGGUUGACAUAGUUAGUGUGUGGCAACCUGCAGAGAGCAUGAUAAUAGUGCGUUGGACGGUCCAUGGCAUCCCGCGUGUCCCUUGGGAGUGCCAUGGACGGUUUGAUGGCACUUCAGAAUAUAAACUUGAUAAGGAGGGGAAGAUAUAUGAGCACAGGGUCCACAAUAUUGCUUUAAAUGCACCUCCAAAGUUUCGUGUUCAAACUGUUCAGGAUAUAAUAGAAUACAUUGGGUGCGGAUCAACACCUAAGCCUACUUUUUUUGAGUUCUCAUCCUCAUUCAAGAACUUCGUGGCACUAUUAGUGAAUUCAUGUGGAUCCAAGCUUCACUUGUCUUCGGUUUUAUCUUCUGUCGGAAAGGAGGAGGAUGAGGAAUCAUCUAAGAAAAGUUCGUCAUGAAAUGAGUUGUUGCUAGGGGUGAGAUGCACUCAUGCACUACAAUUACCCUUACUCUAGAUAUGCAUCCAUAAAAGGGAAACAGUUGUAUGUUUCUUACUCCAAGUUAACUGGCAGGGAUUUGUAAAAUUUUUGUAUAGUGGCUUGCUGUACAUGAUUUAAUCUUCUAUGCGUUGCCUGGCUACAUUAAUCUGGUAAUGUAAUAUUUAUUGAGGUGUAAUAUGCGUCAGCUGUACAUCUUAUUGGCAUUAUUGGUUUCAUCUUCAC
Messenger RNA from Cuscuta europaea, 1814 nucleotides. The record is from the annotation of a GenBank genome assembly. NCBI's taxonomy places the organism in Eukaryota, Viridiplantae, Streptophyta, Magnoliopsida, Solanales, Convolvulaceae.